GCUCAGAAAAUUCUACCCAGCAACUGUCGUCUGAUUCUUCAAAGGAAACCUGUGGCGUCCUGAUCAAGAGGGCGAAGAAGCAAGAAAGGGCUUACAAGUUACAAUUGGCGUACGUUGCGAGCCAGCCUUUGUCAAUCCAGAAAGUGGUGAUUAGUGUACUUGUGAAGAUGUCGUCUGAGGCGCAGUCAUCGUCGGGAGCCCCCCCUGUUCCUGUAAAGGAGACUGGGCCCGAGUUGAAGUACCUGGGGUUCUUCCGGUUGUAUGCCAUCAAGCUGGCGGCAUACUUCCAGUCCCUCUACAAGCAUGGCAAGAGCGCUGUUCCUCAGGCGCAGCCCUACUUUGAGUCAGUAGAGUCAACCGCGUGGAAGUAUCUCAAACCAGUCUAUGAGGCCACAGAGGACAAGCCCCAGAAGCUCCUGGUGUUUGCUGACAAGAAGGUUGACCAAACCCUGAAAACUGUGGACAGCUACCACGGCUACUGGAAGAAGUCCGCCAACUACGCCCUCGGUCUGGUCGGCAAGGCCAGGGACACCGCUCUUGAUACUGUGGGGGCCGGAAAGCAGGUCGUAACUGACGUUCAGGAGCACGGGCCAUUUGAGGCUGCCAAGGCAUACUACGGCAAGUACGAGCCCUGGGUGGAGAAGAAGGCGUACGGCCUCUGGAAGUUUGGCCUCGGUUUCCCGCUUGUUCCCCAGGCCGUUGAGCUCGCGUUUCCUGUGGCCAAAUUCGGUGCGGAGAUGUACAACGACGUUGUGGGCACCAUCAAGGAUGCCAACUACCCGGUUGUGAAGCCCUUGUUCGAGCUCUUCCCCAUAGUCCCCAUCGACAAGGUCGAGAAGACCGUGAAGUCCGACACAAAAGAGGCCAUCUCAUCGAAGUCGUCUUAGGCUGUUCGCUCUAUCCUGCUUGGAUCAGUCUUGUAGGAGGCAAUGGUGUACACGUGGCAGGGGUUGGUUCACAAAGGUUGGGGGAUUGGAAAGACGAUGGGGUGUUUGGAAUGUGUCAGGUAGGCGAGGGCUGAUGUUUCUGCAGAUGACAUAAACGUGGCAUUUAUUAGCCAGGCUUCGAUAGCUUGGCCUGAUACCAGACCCGCAAAGGCUUCGCUAUUUUGGUAUUGGUAGGUCAUUGCGUGAGUCUGCCACAUAGAUGCUCCGUUUCUUAAAGGUCCUCGUACUCUAGACGCUACAUUUUAUGCAGUCGUGCUUCAAUAGGUUUCCAUAUAUAAAAAAGAUAGGCGCGCAAAACUGAGGAUUGUAGUGUGUGAAUCAAAGUUUUCAAAUAAUGGACAGUUCUUGCUGCGCAUUAGUGCAGUCAGGCCUUCCUUGUCAAACGACUUGUUGCUCUUUGCAAUCACGGAUUUAGUGCUGCGCUCAAAU
Messenger RNA from Klebsormidium nitens, 1376 nucleotides. The record is from the annotation of a GenBank genome assembly. Lineage: Eukaryota; Viridiplantae; Streptophyta; Klebsormidiophyceae; Klebsormidiales; Klebsormidiaceae.